Eriocheir sinensis (Chinese mitten crab) is the source of this 2076-nucleotide messenger RNA. RefSeq names its product choline-phosphate cytidylyltransferase B-like. Gene Ontology annotation, molecular function: choline-phosphate cytidylyltransferase activity; phosphatidylcholine binding. Bases 112 to 1344 code for a protein of 410 amino acids. The record is from RefSeq and is a predicted model, not a curated record. NCBI's taxonomy places the organism in Eukaryota, Metazoa, Arthropoda, Malacostraca, Decapoda, Varunidae. The transcript has 8 exons. Gene Ontology annotation, biological process: CDP-choline pathway.
UAAAAGUAAGAAGGUACUGGACCAUACUGCGGCGCCAAGGUGGCGUAAAGCGUUAAAUGUAGACGUGCCGUACCCGCGCCAGGACGGGCCAGGCAGCGUGCACAGGUUGUUAUGGCGGCUGCGGGGACGAACAGUGCUGGUGAGACACACCAUGAGGCAAUCAGUGUUGGCAGAAAGAGGAGCCAUGCGGAGUCCUUACUUCCCUCAGUCAAACCCAUGAAGGAGCACCCCCACGCCUCACAGAUUGCUCCGCCGCUGAAGAAACCGGAAGAGGAAGAGGAAGAGAAUGAUAGUGAGGAGGAACAGGAAAAAUUGAUGGUGAAAAGGCAGAGAGUUAGGAUGAGGGAGAUUUUUGCAAAGAUGGACGCAAGCAUGACCAUCUGUAAGCCUGCACCAUUCUCCCACGAUGAGGAGGCUGCCAGGGAGCGAGAUGCUUGCGAUUAUGGCAUCAAGAUUACUUUGGAAAAGGCUCGGGCAGGAGAAGCACCUCGGCCUAUACGAGUUUAUGCUGAUGGUAUCUAUGACCUCUUUCAUCAGGGUCAUGCCAGGCAGCUCAUGCAGGCCAAGAAUCUCUUUCCAAAUGUCUACCUCAUAGUGGGAGUAAAUAGUGAUGCUAUGACCCAUGAAAGGAAGGGAAGAACAGUGAUGACGGAGGACGAGCGUUACGAAGCCGUGAGACACUGUCGUUAUGUGGAUGAGGUUAUCCCAGACUGCCCCUGGACACUAGAGGACGAGUUCCUUGAGAUGCACAAGAUUGACUUCGUGGCACAUGAUGACAUCCCAUAUACAACUGGGAGUUCAACAGAUGUCUAUGCACACAUUAAGGCUCGUGGAAUGUUCGUCUCUACGGAGCGUACGGAGGGUGUGUCCACCAGUGAUGUUGUCUCCCGGAUCGUGAAGGACUAUGAUGUCUACGUGAGGAGGAACCUUGCUCGUGGCUACAGUGCCAAGGAGUUAAAUGUGUCUUAUAUCAACGAAAAGAAAUAUCGCCUUCAGAACAAAAUUGAUGACCUAAAAAAGAAAGGCAAGGAGAUGUUUGAGGACAUUGAAGGCAAACGCACAGAUCUCAUCAUGAAGUGGGAGGAGAAGAGUCGAGAGUUCAUUGAUGCAUUCCUCAUGCUAUUUGGUAGAGAUGGCCGCCUCACACAGUACCUUACGGAGAAAAAGGAUUCUGUCAUGAUGGCCCUUUCUCCACCAUCAUCACCCAAAGCUGGUAGCCAUUCAUCUGAAGACUGCAAUAGCCCUCCAGCCAAAACUUCAAGAUUUGAUUUUUCUGGACGGGCAGGAGCAUCUUUAGUUGACGAUGAUUAUUCUGACGAUGACGAGGAACCUGAAAGCAACUGAGAUCUUUUCAUCGCUCCUCCACUCUUCCCAUAUACCUAAGCAGUCAGUGACUAUCUCCUUUUCACCAUACAUUAGUUUUAUCACUCUGCAUCUUUGUGGACACAGAGUUCUUAACUGCAUUUCUGUUUGAGGCAUUUUAUAAUUCAGUUGUGUGAGGGGAUGCUGGUUUUAUUUGACAGUUGGUUGUCAGUUAGUCACUCACUCCAGUAUAUUGUAAUUAUCCCAAUGACUUUCAGGUGUUAUUCAACAGAACAAUGAUUUUUAUACUUGUCUUUAUGUUUUAAAUAUAUUUAUUAGUAAAAUGAUUCCUGACAUAAGUUGUGCAGCAGUUUCACACUUGUAUUUAUGUGAACAUAAUGUAUGUACACACACACACACACACACACACACACACAAACUUUCUGGUGAUACCAAAUAUAGUAUAUAUUUCAAUUGAGUUUUUAUAGUCUUUGUGUAUAGUAUUGUUCACCUUUGUACAUGAAUGUAAAUAUUUCCUUUUUCUCACACAGAACAAUAAGUUGAAUUAUUGUCUAUGGCAAACAACUAUUUUAUUAAUAUCUCUGCCUUGUGAAGGCUCCUCCUCUUUAUAAUCUACCAGGUUUGAAAAGAUAUUUUAGUAGCCAGUUUGCCACCUUUGACCAGGCACAUAAAUUUGCUUGGCGUAUGAAUAGUUUUGCGUAUUUGUAAAUGGGAUGGAUGGGCAAUUGAGAUGAAAUAUAUAUUGCAAAUGUC